AUAUACAUGUUACUCUUAUAUUAUUCUUGGUCUAGCUUAAUGACCUUUUGGGCCUUGCUCUUUUUCCAAUUUAUAGGAGAAGAUCAUAAAAGUCUAAAAUUUGACCAAAGAAAAACAUACAGCCAAUAAAAUAUUAAUAUAUUUUAACUUAGAUACUAUUGUACAUAUAUAUACACAUAGCUAGAGAGAGUACUCAUGUGAAAAAUUACAGGUAGCAAGAGCUUCAUAUAGUUAUAUGUAUAUAAUAGGUACAUAUAUAUUAGAAGAGAUUUAUAUAUAGAUAUAAUUGAGAGAUAUACAUAAUAUGGAAGAAAAGAAGGAGUUAUUGAAAGAAGAUGAUGAUGAUGAUGAUGAAUAUGAUAAAGAUGGUGUUCCACUUCCAGGGUUUCGGUUUCAUCCAACUGAUGAAGAACUUGUUGGAUUUUAUUUAAGAAGAAAAGUUGACAAAAAACCACUUCGUAUUGAACUCAUCAAACAGAUUGAUAUUUACAAGUACGACCCCUGGGAUCUUCCAAUUAGCAAGGUUGGGGAGAAAGAAUGGUACUUCUUUUGCAUAAGAGGAAGAAAAUACAGGAACAGUAUAAGACCAAACAGAGUGACUGGGUCUGGAUUUUGGAAAGCCACUGGAAUAGACAAGCCCAUAUAUAAUUCCUCCUUAGUCAAAGAAGGUGAUCAUGAUGAUCAUAAUCAUAAUAAUGAUGAGUCCUUAAUUAUUGGUCUGAAAAAGUCAUUGGUUUACUAUCGAGGCAGUGCUGGCAAAGGGACUAAAACUGAUUGGAUGAUGCAUGAGUUUCGUCUCCCUCCAAAUAAUCCCACCAACACUACUACGUCUACUCUAAAUUAUUAUAAUUAUUCCACUAAUAAUAACAACAACAACAACAACAAUGCUGCUGCUCUAGAAGCUGAAGUUUGGACACUAUGCCGAAUAUUCAAACGAAUCCCAUCAUACAAAAAGUACGUACCAGCUGCAGAUAAUAACAACAACAAAUCGAAAGAGACGACAACAACAACAACCAAAAAAUCAUUAUCAUCAUCAUCAUCUUCUUCAUUAUUAUAUCCUUUAGAAUAUUAUAUUAAUAAUAACUACAACAACAACAGUGAUUAUUCAAGCUCUAAAUCAUGCAGCUUAGAAACUCAUCAUGAUCAUUUAAGCUUGGAACUAGACACACCAUUAUCCCACCACCAAUAUCAUCGACAAGCCAACCCUGGCGCCGCCACUUAUGGCGGCGAUGAAACUACUCCCACUAGUACUACUGCAGCUGCUCGUGGAAGCUGGUUUGAUAAUGUCGGGCAAUAUCGUAAUAGUAAUAAUAUUAUUAAUAAUAAAAAUAUUGUUGGUGUACCUCCAUUUUCGGCUAAUAAUUCUUAUUAUCCGAAAAACCCUAACUCAGAAGAAGAAGAUUUUUCUAUGAACGAAAGCUGGGAAGAUCUCAGAUCAGUGGUGCAGCUGGCCGUUGAUGGUCAUUCAUCUCAGCUUUAUAAUAUUAUUAGGUAAAUUUUGUAAUAUAUUUAUAUAUAGGGCUCGCUUGAAUUAAAAUAUAGUACAUUUUUGUGUUUUUUUCCCCUCUUAAUAGUUAAAAGUGAUAAAUAAUAAUGGUGGAGAUUUUUCUUAACUAUAUAUCAUGUAUAUAUAUAUUAAGAAAAUCUCUAUUGCUAUUAUCACUUCUCACUUUUUAUAUAAAGCAGGCCCAAAUACGAACGUACAUGUAUAUAUAUUUCUCAGCUCUGAACUAGAAAGUAGACCCAUAUAUAUAAUUAUAUAUUUUGUUGUUUUGCUAAAAAUAUAUAAUUAUAUAUUUAUGCAUGUAUAUAAAUUUGACCUUA
Cannabis sativa is the source of this 1824-nucleotide messenger RNA. RefSeq names its product putative NAC domain-containing protein 94. Gene Ontology annotation, molecular function: DNA binding. NCBI's taxonomy places the organism in Eukaryota, Viridiplantae, Streptophyta, Magnoliopsida, Rosales, Cannabaceae. Gene Ontology annotation, biological process: regulation of DNA-templated transcription. The coding region runs from base 305 to 1495 and encodes 396 amino acids. The transcript has 3 exons. The record is from RefSeq and is a predicted model, not a curated record.